Molecule: messenger RNA, 5211 nt
Organism: Oncorhynchus keta (chum salmon)
Lineage: Eukaryota; Metazoa; Chordata; Actinopteri; Salmoniformes; Salmonidae
Product: SLAM family member 5-like
Exons: 6
Coding region: 142-981 (279 amino acids)
Source: RefSeq, a predicted model, not a curated record
AACGACAGGUUCUAUUGGACAAAUUCAGGUCGGUCCCUCCCCCAUUUCGUUUGCUUCUCUUUAGAAACGUUUGCAACAGAAUACAUCUGUACAACAAAAACGUCACAGUGGACACGACUGAACAGCUCGAGUUUUAGAACUAUGAACCAUUUGUUUGGAUGGAGAAGGCUUGCCAGCCUGAUGUUAAUGCUGCUAUAUUUCAUCAUUGAUGUACUCUGUGCUUCCCAACCAACAGUCCAGUCUGAGACUCAGCGGGUGAAUGGCAUCGUGGGACAGUCUUUCUCUUUUCCAGAGAGGGUGAUCAAGUCUGGCAAUUUACUUUACGGAGACCUUGGCAGUAUUGCAAAUGUGUACCCUGGUAAAGAAGGCAAAAUCACCCUUGAGAAGAGAUUUGAAAAUCGUAUCCACUUGAACAGUGUUACAAGAUACUUCACUCUGUCAGACCUUAAGGUAGACGAUGCUGGGGUUUAUGCUGUGGAGAAUACAGAUGGAGGGGGAAAAAACAAAUUUGAGCUCACUGUAUACAAUGUUGUUCCCAAACCUCAGGUGACAGAAUGUGACAGCAGCUCCUGUCGUGUGGUGUGUUCUGUGGACAACGAAAAAGAGGUGACCUUGACCUUGUACAGGGGAGAGGACAUACUAAACCAGACCAGCAGUCCUGAUCUCACCACCGAUCUGUCUCUCCGUUUGGAGGUAGAGGGAAAGAACUACAACCCCACCUACAGCUGUGUGGCUGCUAACCCUAUCAGUAAUGAGACAGUUCCUGUCCCAAAAUGUUGCAGCAAAGAUGGUCAUCCCAAGGAGACAGACCGUGAUGAGAGGGGUCGGGGUAUUCUUAUCAUUGCUGUAUUCUGCGUUUUGGUUGCCUUGGGGCUGGUUGGACUUGCAAUCUAUCUAAGGAAGAGAAGAAAUGGACAACCAAAAGGCAGAUUCAUCUCAAAAAGUGCAAGUGGACAUAGUGUAUGCAGCGAUAACUCCUAAAAAACAAGCAGAUAAUCAGGAGGAGCAAACAGGUGUACCAGAACUGGAUUUACUUAGAGACAAACCAAAACUGACAUCAGUUUAUGAUACACUACAAUCACAUCGCAUGGCUGCCAGCGGGGAUGUUGACACAGCAUGAAGGAGGGAAACGGGAAGUCACUGAGAAACCGACAUGAUAAUUCACAUCCUGGAGAGGACGGCAUAUCAUGAAGGGGAUGAUGAAACAAACUGAAAGUAUAAAACUAUUCGCCCAGAAAACCUUUUAGAGGCACAGUUGUUAUGGAAGAAAAUUCCCCUGAAACUUUUGCACUGAUGUUAUAUUUUCAGGCUUUCUUUGUAGGUCAUUCUCACAGACCUUCUGCCAAACAGGGGUCUUGAUGACAUCCACUGGUACGGACCAAUUCAAUAACUACGCAUUGAGUUAGUAGCAGGAUCUGUAUAAUCCUUCUUUUCAAGUGCCUUUUGUCCCAAAUCCCAAUUUAUAGGUUAAAACAAAUGGAACCUGUCUUUUAAUCCAAUUCCCUAGUGUGUUUGCUAUGCUACUGCUGGGCCAAAGCUUCUUUUCAGUACUGACUGUUCUGUUUAAAUGUAGGUCCCUCCCCUGUAUCUUUUUACAGCUGGUAAUUGUUUCGCUUGCCAGAGGAUAGCAGCUGUGUACAUAUUAUAAAAAGAGCAGGCGUUUGAGAUAAAGACACCUACUUCUUAGAAGCAAUGGCUGUUAGGCUGCUUUAAAGAAACAAAAGUUCCAUAGAUGUAUUUUUUCCUUUCACCAUGUAUGUUGUAUUGAAACAUUUCUGAGGGUCGAUUUGCCGUUUGAUCUUCAGCGACAUUUUCCUCUUCAUAGCGUUUUUCACAAGAUGGAGGUCUGGGCUAAAUUGUAACUCUUAAUUAGCUCAUUUAGUUUAUUAUGAUGGACCAUCUAUUGGUUAUCCUGAUUUAGGUGUUUUUAAAAUGUUUUUAUUUAACCUUUAUUUAACUAGGCAAGUCAGUUAAGAACACAUUCUAAUUUACAAUGACGGCCUACCAAAAGGCAAAAAGCCUCCUGCGGGGACGGGGCCUGGGAUUCAGAAUAAAAAUAUCGGACAAAACACACAUCAUGACAAGUGAGAAACAACACCACUACAUAAAGAGAGACCUAAGACGACAACAUAGCAUGGCAGCAUCACAUGACAACACAACAUGGUAGCAACACCACAUGACAACAACGUGGCAGCAGCACAACAUGCUAGCAGCACAAAACAUGCUACCAAUAUUAUUGGGCACAGACAGCAGCACAAAAGCAAGAAGGUAGAGACAAAAAUACAUCACACAAAGCAGCCACAACUGUCAGUAAGAGUGUCCAUGAUUGAAUCUUUGAAUGAAGAGAUAAAACUGCCCAGUUUGAGUGUUUUUGCAGCUCGUUCCAGUCGCUAGCUGCAGCGAACUGAAAAGUGAUGGGGAUGUGUGUGCUUUGGGGACCUUUAACAGAAUGUGACUGGCAGAAUGGGUGGUAUGUGGAGGAUGAGGGCUGCAGUAGGUAUCUCAGAUUGGGGGAAGUGAGGCCUAAGAGGGUUUUAUAAAUAAGCAUCAACCAGUGGGUCAUGGGUAUACAGAGAUGACCGGUUUACAGAGGAGUAUAGUGCAGGGAUGUGUCCUAUAAGGAGCAUUGGUGGUAAAUCUGAUGGCCGGUGGUAAAACACAUCUAGCCGCUCGAGAGCACCCUUACCUGCCGAUCUAUAAAUUAAGUCUCUGUAAUCUAGCAUGGGUAGGAUGGUCAUCUUAAUCAGGGUUAGUUUGGCAGCUGGGGUGAAAGAGGAGUGAUUAGAGGAAACCAACCUCAACUUCUUUGGUAUCUAACACUAACCCUAACCCAAUACAACUUGUCGUUUUGCUGUGUUUUGGGGGAAGAACAUUGUUUGCAUCAAUUCCAUCAGCUAGCUAACCUUUUUACGACCAGCACUGUCCAGAGCUUGGGGAAGGGCAGGUGGGCGAGACAACUUUGCCAGCAUCAAAGCGAUAUGUAUCGAUUAAUCGUUGUGACAUAUUAAAUACGAGUGAUAGUGUAAUCAAUGUGUAAUAACUACGUUAUGGAACGCGCUCAAUUAUUAUGUGACGUGCAGUCAUAUUCAGGUCCCGAUUGGUCAACAAGCUUAUUUGACACGUCAAAUAGUGUUAUUUGACGUGUAUCUUUUUUGACACGUAAAGACCCAAACGGCGUUCCAUAGAGAAAGCUUGUUGGACACUAAGAAAACUUUGGUGUAGAGCGUUUAACACAAAAUCCGGGGAGGGGCCAGCUGAGUAAAAUACUGUAUCAUCUGCAUAUAAAUGGAUGAGAGGGCUUUCUCCUGCCUGAGCUAUGUUGUUGAUGUAAAUUGAGAAGAGCGUGGGGCCUAGGAUCGAGCCUUGGGGUACUCCCUUGGUGACAGGCAGUGGCUGAGACAGCAGAUGUUUUGACUUUCUUUAUACACUGCACUCUUUGAGAGAGGUAGUUAGUAAACCAGGCCAAAGACCCCCUCAGAGACACGAAUACUCCUUAACCGGCCCACAAGAAUGGAAUGUUCUACAGUACCAAAAGCUUUGGCCCAGUCAAUAAAAAUAGCAGCACAACAUAUGUAGCACAUCAUCCCUUCAAAAUACAAUCACUCCCUCCUGCAGACUCCUGCUGCAACUCCUGCAGACACCAUACACUCUCCUUCUAUCAGAGCAUUUUGUGGUCCACCUACAUUAGUGCAACCUUUGUAUGGAUCACUGUCACCCAAAAAUAUUAAAUCUGUCGAUACCAUAGUGAGUUGUUGCACUGUAGGCCAUUUCAAUUUUAUGCCACUCAAUUUCUGAGUAGUUACUGAGACUGAAUAUGAAGAUAUAAUUCACUUUUCACUAUUUUAAAAUAACCUUGUGACUUGUUGUAAACAUGUAAACAUAAACAUGUUGUACUGAGCUUCAAUAUAUUAAGUCAAAGGCUUUCCUUUACAUUUCCUGAUGUUUAACAGUCAUCAAUACAUCUAUAACCAUGCUUGCUAUUUAUACAUGUUUUAUGUACCCUAUCACAACGUGAGAAUAGAUUCUCCAUUUAUGUUUUUGUUGUAAUUUAGAUCUUUAUAAACAAAGUAUGUGUUGCUUCAGAAUACCUGUGUAGACUGCCAUUCCUUGAAGCCAAAGCUGUCUAUGAGUUUGAGAGGGGAAACAUUUCUCCGCAGACAUUUCUCCAGAAACACAACUUCAGAUUGUGGUUUUAAUGUAGCCUACUUCUAGGGUCAAAUAGGAGGGAUCACUGUAGCUAUUUGGUGGAUUCUCUAUUUUAGAGAAUUUAAGUGUGUUUGACCUUUUGUCAUGUCACUUUGCAUGCCAGGCAGCUGUACAUUUGUAAACGAUAAUGACUGGUAACAGUGAUUUACUCAUUUGUAUUUAAAAAUCCUAUACAAUUUCAAGCAUUUUUUUUUUGGCCUUUUCCUCCUUUUCCUCCAAUCCUUUCCCCCCAUCUAGUGGUUGAACAUUUUUAUAUUUCAGUAUACUGUACAUAUUGCACAAAGUGUUGUUCUGAGACAGCGUACUGUAAAUUGUGUAAGUGUAGCUUAAAUCAUGUGCAACCAAAAUGUAAUCUAACCUUUCUAUGCUUUGGACUGUGAUCCCGCAUGUUUGUGCCAUUUGUGGCAUUUAUUGUAACGUUAUUGUGAGUAACAAUUAAAACAGUUGUGUCAUGACGUUGCCCUCUUUGGGUACAGCAAGCCCAUCCCCCUCUCCCUGCCUCCCCCUGCCUCCUUCAACUAGGCUGCUGUGGUCAGAGAGAGGUCGUAAAUUCCUGAGAAGACCCUGCCUCGUGGCCACACAGUAUAAGAGACAGAGUGAUUUUUCAUAGAGAACAAAGGAAUUUCUUCCACCUCACAGAAGUCCGAACAAAUGUCAUGUUCUGGACAAGGUAUAAAAGAUCGGUGAAGAAUCCAGCUACGAACUGGUCCGUUUGUCACAACUUGGGGAAGCUCAUGGGAGACGGUGUGGCCACAUUGCCAUAACACUGUUUAUAUAACAGCCUCAGAUAUUAGGCUUACAUCUAAUUGUUGUAUAAGAUGAAUGAGUGAGUAUGAUACUGUUUGUAAAAUUGUGUGAUGUAAUUUUGGACUGUUUAAUGAAGGAAACUUCAAUUCCCUUUUGAGUUUAACUAAAUCAGAGGACCGCCCCUGAGUCCAGUUAGGGCCAGGCAUCCUGGGACAGCCCUUUUCUGCAAUUCCCAAUAAAACCCAACAUAGAGAUAGA